AUGAAGAGGACAUCUGAGGAAAGUCAGUCCCGACUGCCAGACAACUCUGCCCUGAAGCAGCAGCAAUUGCCUGCCUACCGGCUACAGCUCACAGCCACUGGAGUCCUCUCUGGCUUUUUUGCAACAGGAGUAUUCUGCCUUGGUGUCGGCAUCAUUCUUAUAUUGUCUGCAAAAAGUAUCAAGGAAAUAGAGAUUAAAUACACAAAAAUCUGUGGAAAUUGUGCAAAACUGCGAGAAGAUGCCACUAAUUUUGACAAAGAAUGCACCUGCUCUAUUCCCUUUUACCUUUCAGAGACAAUGCAGGGUAAUGUUUAUAUGUACUACAAACUGUAUGGCUUCUAUCAGAAUCUCUAUCGAUAUAUUCUGUCCAGAAGUAAUAGCCAACUGAUGGGUACAGACUUAAAGGAUGUUGGAACCUGUGCUCCAUUUAGCAAGUCCCAUGAUGGGACUCCAAUCGCUCCUUGUGGUGCUAUUGCCAACAGCAUAUUCAAUGAUACCAUUAUUCUUUCAUACAACCUGAAUUCCUCUAUACCUAUUGAAGUCCCAAUGCUAAGAAGUGGAAUUACAUGGUGGACAGAUAAGUAUGUCAAAUUUCAGAAUCCAAGAUCCAAAAAUCUUUCUAUCGCAUUUGCAGGGACCACAAAGCCUCCAUCCUGGGCGAAGCCUGUCUAUGAACUGGAUAAAGAGGAUCCAGAAAACAAUGGCUUCCUCAAUGAUGACUUCAUUGUGUGGAUGCGGGCAGCCGCCUUUCCCACUUUCAAAAAACUGUACCGUCGACUCAAUCGCAUACAGUACUUUACUGAAGGCUUGCCUGCUGGUAACUAUAGUUUUAACAUUACAUAUAAUUUUCCAGUAACCAGGUUUAGAGGAGAAAAAUCAGUUGUUCUUUCCACCUUGACAUGGAGUGGAGGCAGUAACCUUUUCUUAGGUCUUGCCUACACAGUGACAGGAGCAGUGACAUGGUUGGCCUUCUUUUCCAUGAUGGCAAUUCACUUGAUGCUGAAAGACAGGAAAAUGUUCUUCACCCAGCCAGCAAUAAAGUCAAGUUUUAAGAAGAAAAGCAGAAAACAAAGAAUGAACAGUGAAUGUAGAGUCUGUAUCCUGCUUGCAGAAGCAGGAUCUGGUUUUCUUAUUGAUUUUCGCCACAGUUGGAAUGAAAAAACUCAAGUCAUUGCUCCGAUGGCAAGAAACAUGUUACGGGGCUCACAGAGCCAGCAUUCGGACCAGAUAGGCAUCGGGGUGCCUUUUGCUCUUUUCUCAAAAGAGCUUCACUCCAUUGAAACAGAUGAUUUUUCGUGCAAACUAGUGCUGUAG
Messenger RNA from Neogale vison (American mink), 1314 nucleotides. Its product is annotated as cell cycle control protein 50C-like. Bases 1 to 1314 code for a protein of 437 amino acids. The record is from RefSeq and is a predicted model, not a curated record. The transcript is spliced from 8 exons. Gene Ontology annotation, cellular component: Golgi apparatus; endoplasmic reticulum; plasma membrane. Lineage: Eukaryota; Metazoa; Chordata; Mammalia; Carnivora; Mustelidae. Gene Ontology annotation, biological process: phospholipid translocation.